AUGAAUAACAGCAAAGAAAUUGCAGAAAUUCUUAUUUCAAAUGGUGCAGAUAUCAAUGCUAAAACUAAAGAUGAAUUUACCCCUCUUCAUUCUGCAGCCAUGAAUAACAGCAAAGAAAUUGCAGAAAUUCUUAUUUCAAAUGGUGCAGAUAUCAAUGCUAAAACUAAAGAUGAAUUUACCCCUCUUCAUUCUGCAGCCAGGGUUAACAGCAAAGAAAUUGCAGAAAUUCUUAUUUCAAAUGGUGCAGAUAUCAAUGCUAAAACUAAAGAUGGAUGUACCCCUCUUCAUUCUGCAGCCAUGAAUAACAGCAAAGAAACUGCAGAAAUUCUUAUUUCAAAUGGUGCAGAUAUCAAUGCUAAAGGCGGAGAUGGAUGUACCGCUCUUCAUUCUGCAGCCAUGAAUAACAGCAAAGAAAUUGCAGAAAUUCUUAUUUCAAAUGGUGCAGAUAUCAAUGCUAAAACUAAAGAUGGAUGUACCCCUCUUCAUUCUGCAGCCAUGAAUAACAGCAAAGAAACUGCAGAAAUUCUUAUUUCAAAUGGUGCAGAUAUCAAUGCUAAAGACGGACAUGGAUCUAUCCCUCUUGAUUAUGAAGAGUGA
This is a messenger RNA of Trichomonas vaginalis G3, 597 nucleotides long. RefSeq names its product ankyrin repeat family protein family. The record is from RefSeq and is a predicted model, not a curated record. Gene Ontology annotation, molecular function: protein binding. The transcript has a single exon. Lineage: Eukaryota; Parabasalia; Trichomonadida; Trichomonadidae. The coding region runs from base 1 to 597 and encodes 198 amino acids. Gene Ontology annotation, cellular component: cytoplasm; nucleus.